UAACGCGCACACCUUAAGACAGACAAGUCAGAAAUACACUUUCUACCAGAGCCACGUAAAAUGUCACUCAAGGGAAAAGUGGCUGUGGUGACAGGCGCUGCAGCAGGAAUUGGCAAAGCAUUCAGCGAGAUUCUCUUCAAGAAUGGAGCAAAGGUUGUUCUGCUGGAUGUGAACGAAAGCGCAGGAAAGAGUUUGAUGGAAGCUCUCAACAAGGAGGAUGGGCAAGAACGAACUCUUUUCCUGAGCUGCGACGUCCAAUCAGAGGAGCAGCUGAAAGCUGCUUUCAAGACGACCGUUGACACCUUUGGAGGUAUAGACAUCCUGUGCAACAACGCCGGCAUCCUGAAUGAGUGUGACUGGGAGCGAACGGUGGCCAUCAACCUUGUAGGUGUCAUCAAGGGGACUUACGCAGCCCUGGAGCACAUGAACAAGUUGAACGGUGGUCGAGGAGGAGUCAUUAUCAACACUGCUUCCAUGGCAGGUAUCAAACCUCUGCUGAGCUGCCCGGUCUACAGCGCCACCAAGAGCGCAGUGAUCGGCUUCUCCAGAGCCAUGGCGGGUGCUUCCACCAUGGCGGGCUUCGGCAUUCGCUUUAAUGCCCUCUGCCCAACUUUGGUGCAAACUGAGUUGCUUGCAAGCUUAAGUGAAAAACUGGGCCAAUUCACCCUACUGGAGGAGCCCACCCGGCAACUUCUAGACAAGCAUGGCGUGUUAAACGCCUCAGAGGUCGCAGAGUGCCUUCUGGAGCUGGUGACAGAUGAGAGCAAGAAUGGUGAGGCCCUCAUGGUGUCCUCCAAAGGAAAGCUGUACACCACGUUCCCUUCCAUCGAACAGGAGCCCAAAUAGUUUUCUCAUCUGAUCUGGAUUUGUCUGCUUGAGUACUGUACAAUAUAUCCGCACAUGGCUUUCAAGUUUAAUGGAUGUUAAAUGUAUUCAAAUGCUGUAUCAAAUAAAGCUUAACCGGACA
Molecule: messenger RNA, 967 nt
Organism: Phycodurus eques (leafy seadragon)
Lineage: Eukaryota; Metazoa; Chordata; Actinopteri; Syngnathiformes; Syngnathidae
Exons: 7
Coding region: 61-846 (261 amino acids)
Cellular component (GO): cytoplasm
Molecular function (GO): oxidoreductase activity, acting on the CH-OH group of donors, NAD or NADP as acceptor
Source: RefSeq, a predicted model, not a curated record